AUUCUGUAGGCUACUUGAAAAUGUGCUGUUCAAUCUGUAUCGUGUUUCAAGUUCAUGACGUAACGAGCAGUAUAGACUAUAUAAACAUCCCACCAGUGUGAGACGGCAACUUCCUCUAUCUUCUAGCCUGUAGAAAUCUUUGGUCAGUCAUGUCACCUGUGAAAGAUGAAAUUUCAGACACCGAGCCCUCCGGUGGUGCCAAGCAUGAGGAGCCCGCCUGUCCGGAGCUGAGGGGGCUGGAGUCCAUCGCCCCCCUAGUCCGCUCCGUGGAGGAGACGCUCGAGCCCAUAGCUACGGAGGUGCGGGGCAACAUCCCCUCCUGGAUCUCCGGCAGCCUGCUUAGAAACGGACCUGGGAAGUUUGAGUUCGGAAACCAAAACUUCAACCACUGGUUUGAUGGGAUGGCUAUGCUGCACCAGUUUAAGAUCCAGGACGGUCAGGUGACCUACAAAAGCCGUUUCCUGCAGAGUGACGUCUAUAAGAAGAACAGUGAGAAGGAUCGCAUUGUCGUGUCCGAGUUCGGAACCCUGGCCUUGCCGGACCCUUGCAAAAACUUCUUUCAACGUUUCCUCUCUCGCUUCGAAAUGAUCCAGCCUACGGAUAAUGCAAGCGUGAGCUUUGUCAAAUACAAGGGAGACUACUAUGUCAGCACCGAGACCAACUUCAUGCACAGAGUGGACCCUGACAGUUUAGAGUCCGUGGAAAAGGUGGACUGGAGCAAGUUCAUAGCAGUGAACGGGGCUACGGCCCACCCCCACUAUGACCCCGACGGCACCGUGUACAACAUGGGGAACUCCUAUGGAGCCAAAGGCGCCCUGUACAACAUCAUCUCCGUCCCGCCGGCCAAGAACGACUCCCAGGACACCCUCCAUGGGGCGAAAGUGUUGUGCUCCAUAGUCCCAGCAAACAAAUCCCAUCCUUCCUACUAUCACAGCUUCGCCAUGUCCCAGAACCACGUGGUGUUCAUCGAGCAGCCCAUCAAGAUGGACCUGCUGAAGAUCGUCACCUGCAAGCUGAGGGGCAAGGCUCUGAGCGAGGGCAUCUACUGGGACCCCGAGCAGGAGACUGUCUUCCACCUGGUGGACAAGCACACGGGCAAGGUGAACUCAGUGAAGUACCACACCAAGCCCCUGUCCACCUUCCACCAGAUCAACGCCUUCGAGGAGGACGGCUUCUUGGUGCUGGACAUGUGCAGCUCUGACAGCGGGGAGGCCAUCAACAACUACCUGAUCCAGAACCUGCGCCAGUCAGGGGAGGCCUUGGACCAGGUUUACAACAACAUGAACAAGGUGUUUCCCCGGAGGUUCGUCUUGCCUCUCAAUGUGAGCGCUGACACGCCGUCAGACGAGAAUCUCAACACCCGGCCCUCCAGCCUGGCCACAGCCGUGAAAAUCAGCAAAGACAAGGUUUUCUGCCAACACGAGGAUCUCCAUGGCAACGACCUGUGUGAGUACGGCGGUCUGGAGUUUCCUCAGAUCAACUACAGCAGGUGUAACACCCGGCCUUACCGCUUCUUCUACGGCUGUGGCUUCAGACAUCUAGUGGGGGACUCCCUCCUCAAGAUGCACCUGGAGGACAAGACCUUGAAGGUGUGGUACCAGAAGGGCUUCUUCCCGUCAGAGCCGGUGUUUGUCCCGUCCCCUGAUGCUGUGGAUGAGGAUGAUGGUGUCAUCCUCUCUGUGGUCCUCACUCCUUCAGAGGACAAGGCAACGUUCCUCCUGGUUUUGGAUGCAAAGACCUUUGAGGAGUUGGGGAGGGCCGCGGUACCUGUGAAUAUUCCUUACGGAUUCCACGGGACCUUCAAUGCAGCUGUUUGAAUCUGCAUAACACCAGACCACCAGUGCCAACACCCUAACCUCUGACCCCUAACCCUAAACCUACACACCAAGUCCAAACAUCUUAACGCUACUCCUGACUCCCAACCCUCUAACCCUAACCCUCCACCCCAGGUCCCAACACCUUAAAGAUGCUGUAAAGCGGACUUGAAAAUGGGUUUUAAGUUAAUCACACCACAGAAGAAUGUGUUGUUAACUACCCGUCCAAAUUUGAAUGAAAAAAAAACACAGACAAGUAUGUUAAAUUAGGCUUUGAAAUCAUGAGAAAAUCAGCAGUCUUCUCUGCUUGAGACUGGGGGGGCGUGUCGCCUGAAGGAGCUGAAGCUCCGCCUACUCUAAUUUAUUGAAUUUAGCAACAACAGCAACACUAGCUAAAUCAAUUGCAGAUAUCAGAACAGACCUACCUGCAGGCUCUGAGUGUUUCAUGAGUUAAUUACUUUGUCUUUGCAUCGUACCAGCUGAGUAACAGAAUGCAACCGCCUGUGAUCUGAUAGAUAGGUCGCGGUGACGAAGAUAGGUUGGGUUUUUGCCACGCCUAUACAAAACCUGAAACUGUUCAACGGUCUAACUCCACAUUUCAGUGCGACAAAGUUUUCGCACUUUGAACAUGCUUUCAGGAACUCAUUUCACACGUAUAUAAUGUAAAGAAGCAAAUCAUGGAAUUUGCUUUACAGCAUCUUCAACCUUGCCCCAUAACCCUGAACGCUCAGUGUCAACACCCUUUCCAAACUCUAAGGAUGUGGGAACAGAUGUUCUUGUGUUGGAGGUCUGUACUCAUACUUAUACUGUGAAGAACAGAGGCUCCGGUUCAAGUAUUAUGUAACCAAACAGUUACUGUUUAU
Osmerus eperlanus (European smelt) is the source of this 2677-nucleotide messenger RNA. RefSeq names its product carotenoid-cleaving dioxygenase, mitochondrial-like. The transcript is spliced from 12 exons. The record is from RefSeq and is a predicted model, not a curated record. Gene Ontology annotation, cellular component: mitochondrion. Gene Ontology annotation, molecular function: beta-carotene 15,15'-dioxygenase activity; carotenoid dioxygenase activity. NCBI's taxonomy places the organism in Eukaryota, Metazoa, Chordata, Actinopteri, Osmeriformes, Osmeridae. Gene Ontology annotation, biological process: carotene catabolic process; retinal metabolic process. Bases 150 to 1817 code for a protein of 555 amino acids.